Molecule: messenger RNA, 1964 nt
Organism: Cryptococcus deneoformans JEC21
Lineage: Eukaryota; Fungi; Basidiomycota; Tremellomycetes; Tremellales; Cryptococcaceae
Product: essential conserved GTPase, putative
Exons: 3
Coding region: 40-1617 (525 amino acids)
Cellular component (GO): mitochondrion
Molecular function (GO): GTPase activity; magnesium ion binding; GTP binding
Source: RefSeq, a predicted model, not a curated record
UCACCAGCCACCCGGCAACAUUCGUAUGUACGCCACACCAUGCGCCGUAUCGCACCCGUACUCCUGCGCCCGCUCGCAGCCAGGGCAUAUGCAGCCAAGCCGCUCGACAUCGACCACGUCCAGGACCCGGACUUUGAGGAUGUGCUCGGCGAGCUCACGCGGAGACGCAGGAAAGCAGAUGCAAAACGGCGCCAAUACGGAUCGUCCUUUGUGGACCAUGCGAUAGUCACUGUGCGCGGCGGCAAGGGCGGCAACGGCGCGGCAGCGCUCGAGGCGUCUCUUCGAGGACCAUCGUUUCCCUCGGGCGGCAACGGCGCCCACGGCGGCUCCGUCUACAUCACCACGUCGCCCGAGCUCACGUCACUCGCUACCGUGAAAAAGCGUCUGAUAGCCGGUGCUGGCGGCUCAGGCGGGGGAGCGUUCAAGCACGGACGGAAAGGCGAGGACCUGGUGGUCCAGGUCCCGGUGGGCACGAUCGUGCGUGAGCUGAAGCGCGAAGGGGAGGAAGAGAGGAUGGAGAGGGAGGAAGACGAUUUGGGACUAUCAGAUGCGGAGAAAAAGAAGAAACGGUGGCAGAGAUGGUUCAUUGCGCAUCCCUCCACAAAGGGCGAGGUCAGUGAAGAAGAGUAUGCCGACGGAGAAGAUCUUUUACGCCGCGAGAGACGGUGGAUCGCGCAUACACCCUCGUUUGACCAGACGCCUCCCUUCCAUCUCGACAUUAGCGAACCGCUUGACGAGCCAGUCUUAAUAGCCUCUGGCGGGUCCGGCGGGCUGGGCAACCCCUUCUUCCCUUCACCAAGGUUGGCCUCUCGCGGCACCCUCCCGCCCACACACACAUUUGAAUUCGAGCUUAAACUGCUCGCCGACGUCGGCCUCGUCGGUUUCCCGAACGCGGGGAAAUCAACCAUCCUCCGUGCACUUACCGGCCGUCGUGCAGAGGUUGCCGGCUACCAAUUCACGACGCUCAACCCGCAAAUCGGGGUGGUCAGAGUGUACGAAGACGGUUCAUGGGGCGUAGGCAAAGAGGAAGUGGUCGAGACGUGGAUCGAGCGUGAACGUGAAGACUUUUCUCGCCAGACGGGUGGUCCGUUCCCUGCAUCGCGCAUUAAAAAUGGCCGAGAGGACAAAAUGGAGCGACUCCGCUUCACCUUGUCAGAUAACCCGGGUCUGUUACCCAUGGCAUCCCAAAACGUCGGUCUCGGCCACUCUUUCCUUCGAUCUAUCGAACGGUCCCCCGUCCUGGCCUACGUCCUCGAUCUCACGAAACCGUCCCCGGUACAGGAUCUUCAAGUGCUGAAAACAGAGCUUGAAGCUUAUAAACCCGGGCUGAGCGAGCGUGCGGGCGUGGUCGUGCUGAACAAGGGCGAUGCAGUACCUGAAGAAGAAGGCAAGAAGCGGGUGGAGGAGGUCGCGGCGUUUGUGAGCGAGCAUAAAAGUGGUCAGGUUAUCGUCCUCAGCGGCAGGUACGGUCUCGGGAUGGAGACGCUUGUUGCUCUCCUAGCGGAUAAUGUGGAAAAGGCGAGGAUCGAGAGGGCGGAAAUGUUGGACAGGGAGAGGAAGGCGGUGAAGGAGGAACCGGUCAGCCAUCGGGUGAGCGGGUUUGGUUUGAAAAAGUAGAUCCAUCGUGUUGUACGCAUAUCCAUUCCAAUUCACAUGUCUUUAUAUAGUUGGACUGAUUAGGGGAAUCAGGGAGCCCCAGAAAAAAUAAAGAGUCGACGCUGGGGACGUACGAUACGAUUCGCGCUGCACACUCCAACUUCUCGACCCUUUUUUUUCUGUCCCCCCGCAGCGCUACUGCCCUCUCCUUUCCACUGCAGCCCUAGAACAGGGCUAACAUCCAGCGGCGGCGGCCCAUCGAUCACAUAUAGGGUAUCAUUAUCGCAAUUAAUUAAUCGUACCAGACAAAAAAGAUGCGCUCAGGCCCUAUCUACCCAUUCAUUUGGAUCGUACCUGUAGCAGCGGCG